This is a messenger RNA of Paramecium primaurelia, 120 nucleotides long. The record is from the annotation of a GenBank genome assembly. NCBI's taxonomy places the organism in Eukaryota, Ciliophora, Oligohymenophorea, Peniculida, Parameciidae.
AUGAUUUAGUUGCAGGAGCUCCAGUUCAUCAGAUAUAUCUUGUUGACUGUUGGAAAUAUCAUAAUUAUAAUGAUUUUAGAAAAGAUCAAUCUAAAUGUUGUGAAAUAAGCUAAGUAAUGA